This is a messenger RNA of Bubalus bubalis (water buffalo), 1112 nucleotides long. RefSeq names its product BCL2 like 12 (gene BCL2L12). Gene Ontology annotation, biological process: regulation of apoptotic process. The transcript has 7 exons. NCBI's taxonomy places the organism in Eukaryota, Metazoa, Chordata, Mammalia, Artiodactyla, Bovidae. The record is from RefSeq and is a predicted model, not a curated record. Bases 138 to 884 code for a protein of 248 amino acids.
UAUGUUUGGGCACUCACCAACCCGAACCAGUGCGCAGGCGCGGGAAAGUUGUCCUAAGAAAGGAAACUUUAUACAAGUUCAGAGGAGGAGGAGGAGGAGGUGGUGGCGGCGGCGGGGGCCCAGGAUCAGGUGCCCCCAUGGCGGGCUCGGAAGAGCUGGGGCUCCGGGAGGACACGCUGAGGGUCCUAGCUGCCUUCCUUAGGCAGGGUGAGGCUGUGGGGUCCCCCAUUCCGACCCUACCCAGGAGCCCUGCCCAGGAGGAGCCAACAGACUUCCUGAGCCGCCUUCGAAGAUGUCUUCCCUGCUCCCUGAGGCGAGGAGCCGUUCCCCCUGAGUCCUCUCGGCCUUGCUCCCUGCCACUCCGGCCCUGCUAUGGUUCAGAGCCUGGCCCUGCUACCCCAGAUUUCUAUGCCCUGGUGGCCCAGCGGCUGGAACAGCUGGUGCAAGAGCAACUGAGAUCCCCACCUAGUCCAGAAUUACAGGGUCCCGCACCCACAGAGAAGGAAGCCCUGCUGCGAAAACUGGUCGCCUUGCUGGAAGAGGAGGCAGAAGUCAUCAACCAGAAGCUGGCUUCAGACCCAGCCUUACAGCGCAAACUGGCGCGCCUCUCUGCCAGUUCCUUCAGCCGCCUAGUGGAACUCUUCUCUAGCCGAGAGGUCAGCCCUCGCCCAAGCCAAGCAUUGCCGUGCCCUGGGCCUCCGCCACCUUCCCCGGAACCCCUGGCCCGCCUGGCCCUGGCCAUGGAGCUGAGCCGGCGCGUGGCUGGGCUGGGGGGCACCUUGGCCGGACUCAGUGUAGAGCAUGUGCACAGCUUCACGCCCUGGAUCCAGGCCCAUGGGGGCUGGGUGAGCCGCCACAGCCUCUCUGGGCUUCUCUUUACCUAAUUGUCAUUGAGGGCAUCUUGGCAGUUUCACCCGUGGACUUGAACUUACCCUUGGACUGAGCUCUCCCUCAGAAGUUGCUGCAAGAUCAGACCUCAUGUCCCUGCACCCUCUUUCCAAGCCUUCCUAUUCUACUCAGGGCUGUGGGGUGGUGCCUGCCCUGUUUUUUUGCCAAAAAAAAAAAACACACAACUGUUUAAAAUGUUUUCACAUUAAAAACUUUUUCAAGUA